Messenger RNA from Bacillus rossius redtenbacheri, 4496 nucleotides. RefSeq names its product AT-rich interactive domain-containing protein 1A-like. The record is from RefSeq and is a predicted model, not a curated record. Lineage: Eukaryota; Metazoa; Arthropoda; Insecta; Phasmatodea; Bacillidae. Bases 11 to 3256 code for a protein of 1081 amino acids. The transcript is spliced from 2 exons.
GCGAGUAUAAAUGUGGGGACUUAAGACUCGCGCCGUUUGCAAACUGACACAUUGUUCCAGCGGAGGAGAAAGGCGAAGAGAAGCAGUUGUCAUGAUAGUGAAGAUCACAACAUUAGCAUUGCUGCUGGAUUUCGCCUCAAGUUUUGAGAGACAUAGACCGUGCGAUCGCGAACAACAUGAGUGGUCGUUUCCUUUCGAUAAUUACGGACGUGCUUGGCCAGCCUCAAGUGCAGCAGUCGGUGGCGACGUAGAAGGAGAACUACAAUGGCUACCUGGACUCCCAGGUUACCGCGAAGAAGGAGAACAUAACGGACAUGGCUACGGCAGUGUUGCAGCGGCUGUAUGUGGUGACAAAGAGAAGGAAAAAGAUUAUGAACAUGGGCGUAUUGCCAUCGGAAGCGCUGCUGCAGCUGCUUCUAUCUCAGCUGUAACUGGCGGUAUAGAAUUGCCACCUAGACAUCUGGAUAACCACCAAGAGGGAAAAAAUUAUGGACACAGCUAUGAUGGUGUUGUAGCCACUUCCAGUGCAGCUGUACGUGGUGGCAUCGAGAAAGAAAACGAUUUUGAACACGGAGGACUUACCAAAGGCAGUGUUGCAGCUGCUUCUACCGCAGCCGUCGCUGUUGGCGUUUCAAGGGAAGAACACUGUAAACACGAAAAACUUGACAACCCGAGUGCUGCAGACGUUUCAAGAUCAUACCAAGACAGUGAUGCCAAGGAGGGAAAACAAAAAGGUUAUAGGUAUCCAAACUAUGGCACUAUUACAGCUGCUUCCAGUGCAGCUGCAGCUGCUGGUAGUGACUUUCGCGGAGAACCACAUUGUGGAUGUAACAUUCCUGCCCGAAGCACUGCUGUGGCUGCUUCUAGCGCUUCUAGAAGGGGAGACCAAAACGGACCACAUUACCCAGGUUACAUAUACCCCGAAAAUGCCAGAACCUCUGCUGCUGCAGCUGCAGAUUUUGGUAAUGGCGUUAAUUCCAAAGAAUCAUACUGGGGUUAUGACAUCACUGAAAAUGGUGGUGUUUACAGAAAUCCAUACUUGGAACAUAGGUAUCCUGGCUACCUCAGUGGAUUAGCUGUUUCUAGUGCAGCUGUUAGUGCUCUGACCCAAACAGGGCCAUACUUGGGACAUGGUUAUCCUGGCUACCCCAGUGGAUCAGAUGAUUCUAGUGCAGCUGCUAGUGCUCUGAUGCAAGGAAGGCCAUACUUAGGACAGGGAUAUCCUGGCUACCCCAGUGGAUCAGCGGUUUCUAGUGCAGCUGCUAGUUCUCUGACCCAAGGAGGGCCAUACUUGGGACAUGGUUAUCCUGGCUAUCCCAGUGGAUCAGCUGUUUCUAGUGCAGCUGGUAGUGCUCUGACACAAAGAGGUCCAUACUUAGGACAUGGAGAUCCUGGCUACCCCAGUGGAUCAGCUGUUUCUAGUGCAGCUGCUAGAGCUCUGAUGCAAGGAGGGCCAUACUUAGGACAGGGAUAUCCUGGCUACCCGAGUAGAUCAGCGGUUUCUAGUGCAGCUGCUAGUUCUCUGACCAAAGGAGGGCCAUACUUGGGACAUGGUUAUCCUGGAAAUCCCAGUAGAUCAGCUGUUUAUAGUGCAGCUGGUGGUGCUCUGGCCCAAAGAGGGCCAUACUUGGGACAUGGAUAUCCUGGCUACCCCAGUGGAUCAGCUGUUUCAAGUGCAGCUGGUGGUGCUCUUACCCAAAGAGUACCAUACUUGGGACAUGGUUAUCCUGGCUACCCCAGUGGAUCAGAUGUUUCUAGUGCAGCUGCUAGUCCUCUUAUGCAAGGAGGGCCAUACUUAGGACAGGGAUAUCCUGGCUACCCCAGUGGAUCAGCGGUUUCUAGUGCAGCUGCUAGUUCUCUGACCCAAGGAGGGCCAUACUUGGGACAUGGUUAUCCUGGCUAUCCCAGUGGAUCAGCUGUUUCUAGUGCAGCUGCUAGUUCUCUGACCCAAGGAGGGCCAUACUUGGGACAUAGUUAUCCUGGAAAUCCCAGUGGAUCAGCUGUUUCUAGUGCAGCUGGUGGUGCUCUGGCCCAAAGAGGGCCAUACUUGGGACAUGGUUAUCCUGGCUACCCCAGUGGAUCAGCUGUUUCUAGUGCAGCUGCUAGUGCUCUGACCCAAAGAGGUCCAUACUUAGGACACGGAGAUCCUGGCUACCCCAGUGGAUCAGCUGUUUCUAGUGCAGCUGCUAGAGCUCUGAUGCAAGGAGGGCCAUACUUAGGACAGGGAUAUCCUGGCUACCCCAGUGGAUCAGCGGUUUCUAGUGCAGCUACUAGUUCUCUGACCCAAGGAGGGCCAUACUUGGGACAUGGUUAUCUUGGAAAUCCCAGUAGAUCAGCUGUUUCUAGUGCAGCUGGUGGUGCUCUGGCCCAAAGAGGGCCAUACUUGGGACAUGGUUUUCCUGGUUACCCCAGUGGAUCAGCUGUUUCAAGUGCAGCUGGUGGUGCUCUUGCCCAAAGAGUACCAUACUUGGGACAUGGUUAUCCUGGCUACCCCAGUGGAUCAGAUGUUUCUAGUGCAGCUGCUAGUGCUCUUAUGCAAGGAGGGCCAUACUUAGGACAGGGAUAUCCUGGCUACCCCAGUGGAUCAGCGGUUUCUAGUGCAGCUGCUAGUUCUCUGACCCAAGGAGGGCCAUACUUGGGACAUGGUUAUCCUGGCUAUCCCAGUGGAUCAGCUGUUUCUAGUGCAGCUGCUAGUUCUCUGACCCAAGGAGGGCCAUACUUGGGACAUAGUUAUCCUGAAAAUCCCAGUGGAUCAGCUGUUUCUAGUGCAGCUGGUGGUGCUCUGGCCCAAAGAGGGCCAUACUUGGGACAUGGUUAUCCUGGCUACCCCAGUGGAUCAGCUGUUUCUAGUGCAGCUGCUAGUGCUCUUACCCAAAGAUCUCCAUACUUAGGACACGGAGAUCCUGGCUACCCCAGUGGAUCAGCUGUUUCUAGUGCAGCUGCUAGAGCUCUGAUGCAAGGAGGGCCAUACUUAGGACAGGGAUAUCCUGGCUACCCCAGUGGAUCAGCGGUUUCUAGUGCAACUGCUAGUUCUCUGACCCAAGGAGGGCCAUACUUGGGACAUAGUUAUCCUGGAUAUCUCAGUGGAUCAGCUGUUUCUAGUGCAGCUGCUAGUGCUCUGACCCAAACAGGGCCAUACUUCAGACAUGGAUAUCCUGGCUACCCCAGUGGAUUAGCUGUUUCUAGUGCAGCUGGUGGUGCUCUGGCCAAAAGAGUGCCAUACUUGGGACAUGGAUAUCCUGGCUACCCCUGUUAAUCGGCUGAUUCUAGUGCAGCUGGUGGUGCUCUGACCCAAUGAGGGCCGUACCUGGGACAUUGAUAUCUGGUUAUCCCAGUGGAUCAACAGUUUCUAGGGCAUCUGGUAGUGCUUAGUCCCAUGAAUGGCCUUUCUUGGGCCAGGGUAUCCUGUUCAUCCCAGUAGAAAACCUGCUUGUGGUGCAGCUGGAAUUGCUCUGAUCCAUAUAGGGAAAUACUUGGGACAGAUUCAUCCUGGAUACAACAGUGCUUCAGCUGCUUCUAUUGCAUCUGUAGUAAAUGGUAUCCACAGCUGUGCAUGCUGGAUACAUGGAUAUCGCUCAUACGGAAUAGGUCCAACUCUAACUAGCGCAAUUCAAAAUUGUAGCCGGUUUGGAACACCGUACUCAGGAAACGAUAUCCCACGAUACAGCAGAGCUUCAGUUACUUUUGGUUUUCCCGAAGGAGGUGGCUUGUUUGGAGGUCAGUCUUGGAGACAUAGUUACCCUGGUAAUUGUUGUGGUUCAUUUGUUUCGAUGCCUUCUAUUCACCGACUGUAAAAGUUGAUUAAAUUAUGUCAAAAAAAUUUUGCCAGUGUGUUUUUAAUAAAAAAAACCUACUGUGUUAGGUGUAUAUAUACAACACGAUUAUUAACUCCUAUAAUCAAAAGCAUAUCAUAUAACACAAAACAAUAAUUCGAUAUUAUAAUAUUAUUAGAGUUUAAAACUGAAAUAUUUCCGAAAUAUUACACAAUUAACGAUAUCUGGAAACUUAUUUCGACAUUGGAUCUAAUAACAGAAGUUCGGUCUCUUGAAAUAUGGAGUUUAAUUACAGUUUAUAUAUGCCUCGCUGUUUUAAUUCAAAAGAUUUUUGUAUUAAAAAGACAAUAAUCAUGUUAUAAUUUGUUGUGAAAUUGUCAAAUAAAAUAUGUUCCAUAUUAUAUAUACACUUAGUAAGGAACGCUAACUUAAUUAUGUUCAAGUUUAACACUAGGCUUACCAUCAUUGCCUACCCCCCUGGUCUUACCAAAGCAGUCAUUUUGACUGUUUUUUAUAUUUCUUUAGUAAAUAUGUAAUAAUAUAUUUUUAAUGAAAUGCACUUGACUAAAAUAAAAUUAAACAAGAAAUUCAAUGUGUAGAACAAUUUUAUAGUUGUUAUUUUUUUCUGACAUUUUUUAAACAAGAUGAGAUAAAAUAAAAUUAUCAGCAAAAAAUAUUAUUAUACAAUAUUACCAAUUCACAUUUUUCAUAUAUAUUUAAUUU